Arabidopsis arenosa is the source of this 1526-nucleotide messenger RNA. Lineage: Eukaryota; Viridiplantae; Streptophyta; Magnoliopsida; Brassicales; Brassicaceae. The record is from the annotation of a GenBank genome assembly.
AAAGUUAAUCUAUUUUUGGUCAAGAAGAGGAAAUGGGAAGAGCAUGUUUGCCGAGAUGGCGUUUAGGAAGACUAAUGGCAGGACUACAAGUCAUCUUGGGGUUACUGGUGAUCACUGUGAGCCUCUCAUGUCUCUACCGAUUCCAUUCCGCUGGUUACUUCUUGCACAACGAAGACGUUUGCAACAAUAUCUACACAAUCAAAGAAGUCAGCAACGAAGGUUUCGACAUAAAGGCGCUGCAUGAUCGCGUUGAUGAAGUACUAGAAAAGAUGGACAACUUGUACGAGAAGCUAGAGAAGACAGUAAAAGAGAUGGAAAAGAGCAAAGACGGAAGCAAAAAGGAGAUGAAGAAGUUUCUUGAAGAUGAAGUGAUGAAGCCAUUUUAUUAUGCUCAUAUCGGAUUACGGCAAAUCCGGUUACCAAAACCCGAAGGAAUCAGAAACUCGACGGAAAAGGAAGAGCCUUUGAUCAAUAAGUUUCUCAUUGAGGAGAUAAGGCAGUACAUUACACCUAAGGAGAAUCGAGUUGGGAAGAUAAACAUGUUUGGAACAGAGAGAGUUUACAACACUAUUGGUCAUGCUUGUGCGUUGAUGAAGAAAGAGCUAGAGAAGUAUAUGGAUUAUGACGUUGGAGCGUAUUGCGAUGAUGAUUGGAACUUAGCACAGAAGCUGAUGCUUAACGGGUGUGAUCCAUUACCUAGAAGACGAUGCUUGACAAGAGCAUCAAUGACUUACCAGAAACCUUAUUCAAUCAACGAGUCUUUGUGGAAGCUUCCUGAUGACAGAAAUGUAAGAUGGGGAAAUUACCAAUGCAGGAAUUUCGCGUGUUUAUCAAGCAAGAACCCGAAAAGGGGUUACACGAAAUGCACUGGAUGUUUUGAAAUGGAGAAAGAGGGUGAUAAAUGGGUCAAGAACAGUACUUUGUUAGUUGAUUUCAUGAUUAAGGAUGUUCUGAGAGUGAAGCCAGGUGGAAUAAGGAUUGGACUGGAUUAUGGUGUUGGGACAGGGACAUUUGCAGCAAGAAUGAGAGAGAAGAAUGUGACUAUUGUCACAACUGCUUUGAAUUUGGGAGCUCCUUUCAAUGAGAUGAUUGCUUUGAGAGGUUUGAUCCCAUUGUACUUAUCUUUGAACCAGAGGCUACCGUUCUUCGACAACACAAUGGAUAUGAUUCACACUACCGGGUUAAUGGAUGGUUGGAUCGAUCUUCUUCUGAUGGAUUUCGUGUUAUAUGAUUGGGACCGAGUGCUGAGACCGGGUGGGUUACUGUGGAUUGAUAGAUUCUUCUGUAAAAAGAUGGAUCUUGAUGAUUAUAUGUACAUGUUCCUGCAAUUUCGGUACAAGAAACACAAGUGGGCUAUUUCACCUAAAUCAAAGGAUGAGGUUUAUCUCUCUGCAUUGCUCGAGAAACCUCCUCGUGCAAUUUAAGGAUUACAUUAUUAAGUUUAAGCUUCAAUGUUUGUAAUUGACAUUCUUACUCAUUUGAUUGGCUAUUCCUUGUUUUAGUUUGAAUACAACAGAGAUUUUCAG